CGGAAGCUGAGGUUAAAGGUCACUAUUAUUUUGAUGCUGAUACUCCGUUUACCCAAGGCUUAGAAUUUAAGCCAUGGUUCUGGGUAAGGCUGAGUUUGGUGUAUCAACCUUCUUUGCAUCGAGCCAUUCAAACGACAAAUGUGGGGCCAAUGGAUUACCCCUAACGCCCAAUUCCAUUAAGAUCAUGGGCAAGAUGCAGUGCUUAAAGACACUGGAUCACCCCCAUGUCUGCAAGUACCUCGACUGUGUCCGUGGGAAACAUGAAAGGUUGAUGGUGGUGCAAGAACAUUACACAAAUAACCUUGAGUUGGCGAGAAAAACAGGCAAAUACCAGCGGGAGGAAUCACUUGUCCAACUGGCAUUUGAGGUUCUCCAAGGUCUUACAUACCUGAACUCACAAAGAAUCGUACACAGAAAUCUACGACCAGAAAACAUCCUCUUUGAUGCUCAGGACAAAGUGAAGCUGUCAGCAUAUGGCUCGUAUUUUAUGACAGACUGUGGAGCAAAUGUUGGCUUUCCCAUUGGACUAAUGAAGUAUAUGAGUCCGGAGGUCCUGAGCUACGGCCCUGUAAAGAUAGAUGAUGAAACAGAGUUAUCUACCCUACCCCCUUCUAGUCCCAAAGUGGAUGUCUGGUCCCUGGGUUGUAUCCUCUUGGAGGUUGUUGCUGGAAAACGUCUUUGGGAAGGAUCAAGUGUUUCCUGUGUUAUUCAGAAGAUACUGAAUAUAGCAAAGUCAGAUGAGAGUGGCUUUGAUGUUCUAGUCAGAGAAUUACAGUGUGAAGAAAAAAUAAAGAACUUGCAUCAGUCAACUCAAGACCUGUUGAGGCAGUGUCUGACAGUCAAUCCAGAAAAACGUCCGUGCCCUGCAGAACUACUUUCCCAUGAGGCAUUCCUCAGACUUAAGUUAAAAAAGUUGACUCCACGAAAUGGUUACCAUUUGUUUACAAGUGAGUUGAGAUGCAAAGAUCUAGAGUUACCUACCCUUCCUGAGGAUGACAAAGACUAUAACACCGACCACCUGUCUGAGAGGAGCAUGGAAGAGGUGUAUUACUUAUGGCGGCUGGCGGGCGGGGAUUUGGAGGGGGUCCUCAAAAAAGUCGGAAUGAUCAAGACAAAACCUCCUGUAACCAUUCUGCCAAGUCUAACCCUUGAGAAUGGUGAUGUUCUUGGACAAGGCCGAGACCAGGCGGAGUUGCUGGACAACACCGUGGUUCUCCUGUCACAGGAUCAGCUAAGACAGAGACUUUCAGAUGUAGAUGAGAAAUCUUACUACCCUUUAUUGGAAGAUGAAAAGACAUUAAAUGACACUCUUCCUACUUCGUUAAGCAGUGUUGAUUUAGCAAGUACAGCGAGUCUACCCAUCGUCAUCAAAGAAAAAGAUGUGGAAUAUCAGUUUCACAGAGUGAUAUUGUAUGAGAGGCUUAUCCAGGGUUACCCCUACAAACGUGCCCAGAUCCUGAAAGAAGCCAGGGUGGAUAUCCCGCCGUUGUUCAGAAACCUUGUGUGGGCAACCUUGUUGGAAGUUGAGGGUGAUAUUCAAGCCGAAUACGACAGCAUCGAUAAGGAAACACCCACUGGAACAGACAGACAGAUUGCCGUAGAUAUUCCCAGAUGCCACCAAUACCACGAGCUCCUUGCGUCCCCGACAGCACACGCUAAGUUCAAGAGAGUUCUUAAGGCUUGGAUAGUCAGUCAUCCACAGUACGUUUAUUGGCAGGGCCUGGACUCCCUUUGUGCUCCUUUCCUGGCAUUAAACUUUAACAAUGAAGCCCUUGCCUAUUCAUGCAUCAAAGCAUUUAUUCCGAAGUACCUACAUAACUUUUUCCUGAAGGAUAAUUCUCCAAUUAUACAAGAAUAUCUGCCAGUAUUCAGCCACCUGAUCGCCUUUCAUGAUCCAGAAUUGUCCAACCACAUGGAGGGAAUCGGCUUUAUACCAGAUCUGUAUGCGAUACCAUGGUUUUUGACAAUGUUUGCUCACGUAUUUCCGCUCCAGAAGGUCUUUCAUUUGUGGGACACAUUGUUGCUAGGCAACUCCUCAUUUCCGUUGUGUGUGGGUGUGGCAAUACUCCAGCAGUUUCACGAUCGGUUGCUCUCCUACGGCUUUAAUGAGUGCAUAUUACUCUUCUCUGACAUGCCAGAAAUAGACAUACAAGUGUGUGUAAAGGACUCCAUACAAAUAUUCUGCAAGACACCAAAGAGUGCAACUUACCGCCAACAUGCAAGGCAGGAUGUAAAGAAGACAGAAGAGAAGCCUAACUUAUCCUACUAUUCCAAGGAUUACAAUGAACAACCAUCAAAUGAAUUGUCCAUGGAACCUCUAACCUUGGAUGAGCUUAAAUCUGAAAAAUGUCCUCGAAUAUCUGCGGAAGACCUGCUUGAGCUUGGAGAAUACAUGGGUAACUCGAGCACGAGAAGUCCUACUCGGAAACCAGGCAACACUAAGCCCAUGUUGCUGGUCAUUGACGUCCGCUCCCAGGACGAAUACAAAAGAGGCACUGUCCCGGGCAGUGUGAACAUUCCGUUCCAGACUGCCUUCUCCCCCGAAGGCGACCUUGUAGCUUGUCCUGCUGUGACGGUUCUGAAGCAGAGCAAAGCUCAGGUUAAGGUGGUGGUCGGUAGCAGGGGCAAAAAUGCAUCGAACUUCGCGAACGAAUUGGUGCGAUUAGGGUAUACACGAGUGUGUACACUGCACAAGGGAAUCGAUGUCCUUCGACAAACGGCUAUACUGACAGUGCCACCUGCAGAUAUUUAAUCAGCAAACACCAAUCCAGGGAUAUAUCGGCGUAAUUUUAUUGCUAAACAACCAUUACAUUUAGCAGACUGAGUUCACUUUAUCGCAACGCAUCCGCCAUCGAAAUUAGACGAGUGACCAAUUCGGAAAGUACUUAGACUACAUUUUUUCUUAAAAGGACUAGAUAGCAUAUGAUACAAUUGCAAGAAAAAAUACAAUUGUCAAAAACUUACAUUAAAUUAAUAUGGUUAUGUAAAACGCAUUGAAUCUUAUUUACUGAUGUAUCACAACGCUAACGACACUUCCAUCUUUCGAUUUUUUGCGCAUCUUUCCAUUUCGAAAUUUACUGGGCUUAUCUAUAACGAAUAAUUUUAAAAAUAACGUUGGUAUAUUUACCUGUAUUAAUCACGCGACCUUCACAUGCAAAGUAUACACACUUCAUGGCUUCACUUGACUUGCAAGGUGUUCAGAAAAAAAAUCCUCGCUUUUAUAAACGUGGAAACCACUAUGCGCUAUUUUUAAAUGGGAAAACUCCACUGAGACAUCGACAUGAUUUUUGCGUUUAUUUUUUAAAUCAUGUAAAGAGAUGUAUUAUCGGCCUCAUAGUAGCUCACAUUGACAAUUAAAUGCUUGUUUCGAGGAAAUACUGUAUUUGCCGAUUUUGGGACCAUCCGUCUGGUCCCUUUAAACGAUGAUCCAGUUUAAAGUCGUUUUCCUUUUUGAGUUUCUUUUAUUUCAAAGCGUGAUGUAUUAAUCAAAUUCUUAUAAAUUUUAAAAUAUUGCAAAGCCAUACAUAUGGGGAAGUCUACUUUCUUUAUCCAAUAAAGAAGCAAUUUCUGUGUGCACACUCCCCAUUUGAAAUAUGAGCACCUAAAAGAGCUGACAAAAAAGCAACAGAAAAAAUAACUAAUGUAGACAUUGUGUAAAAAAAAAAUAUUUUAUAGGCACUAUUUCUGAUCUGGUGUGCUUAUGAACUGUUAACAGGACAAAUCGAGUUUGAAACAUAUCUAACUAUCUGGUAAAAACAAACAAUGAACUUGCUUUACCAUUCUCUAAUGAAAAAUUAACGUUUUUGUCUGUAAUAUUGUAAACUAUAUGAAUGACCUAUUUAGAGUUCACGUGUGCUUAUGAUUGUGUCAAGCCUUGCAGAAAAUGUGCAAUAUUUCUUUGAAUAAAAUGUUAGAAAACA
Mya arenaria is the source of this 3920-nucleotide messenger RNA. RefSeq names its product TBC domain-containing protein kinase-like protein. Gene Ontology annotation, cellular component: autophagosome; cytoplasm. The transcript is spliced from 26 exons. Gene Ontology annotation, molecular function: protein serine/threonine kinase activity; ATP binding. The coding region runs from base 74 to 2752 and encodes 892 amino acids. Gene Ontology annotation, biological process: autophagy; autophagosome organization; peptidyl-serine phosphorylation. The record is from RefSeq and is a predicted model, not a curated record. Lineage: Eukaryota; Metazoa; Mollusca; Bivalvia; Myida; Myidae.